Molecule: messenger RNA, 529 nt
Organism: Anthonomus grandis grandis
Lineage: Eukaryota; Metazoa; Arthropoda; Insecta; Coleoptera; Curculionidae
Gene: Polr2L
Product: DNA-directed RNA polymerases I, II, and III subunit RPABC5
Exons: 1
Coding region: 231-434 (67 amino acids)
Biological process (GO): transcription by RNA polymerase I; transcription by RNA polymerase II; tRNA transcription by RNA polymerase III
Cellular component (GO): RNA polymerase I complex; RNA polymerase III complex; RNA polymerase II, core complex
Molecular function (GO): DNA-directed RNA polymerase activity; DNA binding; zinc ion binding
Source: RefSeq, a predicted model, not a curated record
CGAUUGUAGAUGUUAUAACUAGUUCAUGGUGUUUAACACCAGAUGCCGCGUUCGAUUAGUAAGUUAGUGCCGCAUUAUCGCAUUGCCAUAUGUCACUGCGAUCGUUUUAAGGUUAAGUUUUGGUGAUGUAUUUUAGUGAGUUUCGUUUAUUUACGUUUUGAACUCCAAUAAGUACGGACGCAAAAUAAUUUGCUCGUUUGUUUGAAUAUUUUGAACACUGAGUUUUAAGGAUGAUCAUCCCAGUUCGAUGUUUCACUUGUGGCAAAGUGAUAGGGAACAAAUGGGAGGCCUAUUUGGGACUGCUACAAGCCGAGUACACUGAGGGAGAUGCCCUGGACGCCCUGGGUUUGAAAAGGUACUGCUGCAGAAGGAUGCUGCUGGGCCAUGUGGACCUUAUUGAGAAGUUGCUUAAUUAUGCCCCUCUAGAGAAAUAAAGGGCUGAUUUACUACUAAGUCUCUUGUUUUGUAACAGUUUUAAUGAUUUAAAUGUAAUAUUUCUUUUAAUAUUAAAUAAUUUGCUUCAAGAAAA